Molecule: messenger RNA, 17688 nt
Organism: Antechinus flavipes (yellow-footed antechinus)
Lineage: Eukaryota; Metazoa; Chordata; Mammalia; Dasyuromorphia; Dasyuridae
Gene: RNF213
Product: ring finger protein 213
Exons: 68
Coding region: 580-15900 (5106 amino acids)
Biological process (GO): ubiquitin-dependent protein catabolic process; sprouting angiogenesis; negative regulation of non-canonical Wnt signaling pathway
Cellular component (GO): membrane; nucleolus; cytosol
Molecular function (GO): protein binding; ATP hydrolysis activity; metal ion binding
Source: RefSeq, a predicted model, not a curated record
AUCAGGGGGCGGGCUGUUCUAGGAAGUCAGGGCUGAGUGGGGCUUUGCGGCAGGCUUCUGGGAGUGGAGAAAACGAAACCUAAACUGUAUUAGGACCGAGUAGGAGGGGAUUAGGGGAGGAUGCUCUGUGGGUAGGGAGUGAGGCUGUUGCGUCUGCACUGAGACCCUCUUGGGCUCAGCGGAGGUCGCUGAGACUGUGGCAGCAGGGAUCUCGUGCUGUUCCCUCCCCCCACCUUCCCACCCCAGCUCAGGUGAGGGACGCGCGGAAUCGAGGCUGAGGGGCGCGUGCCUCACCUAGCUGGGCGACUGCUGGUGUUGGGGGCGGUGAUCCCGGCGCGUGCCCUAGAGCUGACAGUGGGGGGGAACGGGGUGGGGGGGCCGCAUCGGGGAGAGAGGGGGGAGGAGCGCGCUCGGGCUUCCUUCCAGGCUCUUCGCCCCCAGGCUGUACUCUGUAGCUUGGCGCCUUCGGGACCUGAACUGCCUCGCUUGCCUUCGGACCCCAGAGGAUUAGCGGUCCUGCGGAAGGGCCAGUUGCAGGGGUAAAGUUGUUCUUCCUUGAAGGCUUCUUUCUGCUGGAACAUGAAGUGCCCUAGUUGUCACUACAUCUCCAAAGAUGAAGCUCCUAAGUUCUGCAGCCACUGUGGAUGGAAUUUGGUUCCUGCAGUCAAGCUACAGAAGAACGGCAAAUCUCAGCUAACUUUGGAAGUGGAAAUAGAAUGUGGAAAAGAACUUAAGGGUGAUAAUGCUCUUCCUUUGGCAAUGGAUACUGUUGACCAUUUACCUGAUGGAAAUAAGGAGGUCCAUCCAGAUAAUGCCUCAGACUUGUCGUGGACUACACAAAAAACAAAGAAGAAAAAUAGAAAGAAGAAAAAGAAGAAGGAUCAGCAUCUUCCUUUAGAGGAGCUGGACUCUUUGUCCCUGUCUCAUUCAGCUCUAUCUAGCCUGAGUUCUCUUCCAAGCCUUGGAUUGGUAGAUAAUAAAACUACCCCACAAGAAAGUCAAGUUCAGGAGGAUGAUUUAACUAAGCCUUUGGUUGAUUGCAGUGAUGUUAAAAAUGGAAGUAACCAAACCUCAUUUCCUUUGGUUGUUGAGAGUUCCAACAACAAUAAUAUUGUUAUGGAGUCAGAGGAGGUUGGAAUCAAAGAAAAGGAAGCUAAAAUUAAGUCAACUAAUCAAGUAAGAGGAUCAGGAAAAGAAGUUAAAUACAAGAAUCAAGAAUUGAAGAAGCAGCUAGUAAACGAACCAGCUACCAAUGAGGUUGAAACUCAGGAGAAACUUAUCAAUCAAAUGAAAAAAAUUGAGGAAAAAGAUAAAAAUAAACCUAAGGAUAUGAAAAAACAAGAAGGGCCUCCUGGAAGUUGUGUUGAUUCUGCUUCAAGAAGUCUGGGACCUUCAAAGGAAUAUAGAAACCAGAAUGCCAAUGAAAAAGAAUUAAAGACCAGGACAUUAAAUCUUGGUGAAGGAAUCAGAGUGUACUUCCAUGCAAUUCUGUCUCGGGAUUUCUCAUUUGAUCCUAAUUGUGAUAAAGUAUUCAUAAGAGGAGGAGAAGACUUGGAUGAAAAUGCUUGGAACAGUUAUGUCUGUGAGAUGAAUUGCACAAAAGAACUGGGUGAACAUGGAUUCCUUAUUGAAGGGAAAAUGAUGGUUUCCAAGGACCAAGUGCACAAAUCCAUCCCUUACAAAUAUUAUAUUGUUCAUGGUUCAACCCAGGAGUAUGAAUUUAUAUAUAAAAAACCUUCUAAGCCUGGGCAGCACGUCAAUCGUUGUUUGUUCAUAAAAGAAUCAUCUCUGAGAUCUGGAGAAUGGCAUCAAUAUGAUGAUAUAAUUUGUAUGAAGCCCCAUAAGAGCCUGUUGGCGAAGAUGAAGGAUUUUUUCACAGAUGACAACACAACAAAAGUGGUAAAAGGAAAGUUCAUUGCAGCCAAAAUUAUGCUGGAGAAUAUCUUCAGUAUCCUCAGCUCCUGGAACACCAUUAAUUUAAAUAGUUUUUUCAGCCAGUUUUCUCAGUUUUAUUUUGUGGUCAAGCAACCAAUGGUUUAUGAAGACCAAGCAAAGAAGUGGACAUCUUUAGGCUAUGGAGAAAAAGAGAUGAAGCAGGAAUUGUGGGACAACCUGAAAUCGUCAUUUUUGGGCAAGAACAGUGAUGAUUCUUUUUGGCCAUUGAAAAAUAAAUUGAAGAUGGGAGUAAUUAUCCUCAUGUUAGCUGAAAUCUAUACUUUUCCUGCCUCAGAAGAAGACCUCAUCUCACUUUGUAAACUUCUUUGUUUGGACUCGAGUUCAAGAACUGAUCUUUGCCAAGAACUAAAGGACGUUCCAGAAGCAAAUCUGAACUUGAAAAAACACCUCAUAAAUAUGUGCCAAAAGUGUAUUGAAAAAGAAAUUUUCUAUUGGGUGUGGAUUCUCCCUGUGUUGCACCAUUUUGUGGAAUUUGUUGAUCGACGAAAGGAUAUCCGAAUCCAGCCUCAGAGCACUUGGGCUGGUCUUGAGAGCCUCCCCUUCUCUCAGUUUCAGAAGAUGCCAGGAUUAUAUAAAGCGAAAAAACUACUUGAACACAUGAAAGAAAAAAAAUAUUUGCUGGCAGUAGAUCAAAACUUAUUUCGGUCUUGGUUCUGCUUGAUACCUCUAAGUUGCUUGGUUGACUAUUUGGAUAAUUCAGUGGAAUACUUAACUAAUUUUCCUGCCAGCAUAUUGGACUGUCUACAAGGAAUUUACUAUCGGCUUGAGGAAAUCAACAUUUCUUAUACAUUUCAUGAGGAGUUAGAGAAUCUCUUCAAAAAGCUCUUGAACCUCCUGAAUGCAAACCAGGACAAGAUUCAGGUACACAUGUUAGAGCCCUACUUUACAGUCUGUUUAAAAUUUCAUGAAGUUGUUUGCAAAAAAACAGAAGUGUUAAAAUUUUGUGGAUUGCCUGUCUUAUCUGCAAAGAUUAUUUCAAUGAUGAUCAGACUUACACUUUUGGGGGAUCCCAAAGAUAAGGUAAAAAAUGAAAAUGGGAACAUCAUUUCUGUGAAAGAACUAUUUCAAGAAACUCUGACUACUACUAAAAACUGGUUCCGGAGCAUUUUAAAAGAAGGCCUUCUUAAGCAAUGUAGUUCACUUCUCUCUUAUACUGAUGAGCUUAUGGCUUGGAGUGAGUUUGUAAAAAUCAACUUUCCUAAUGAGCAUCUUUCUGAGGAAUGGAAAAAGUCAUUACUUAGUGAAAUGGAAGGAAGAAUAAAACAGGAGAAACCAGUUCAGCAGAUCAUGAUAUACUGCAGUUAUCAUGACCACCUAAAAAAAGUAGACAACUGUAUUGCUAAGAGCUUUGAGACCUGUGCUAUUGAAGCUGUGAGCCCAGUCUGCCAGUCUCAGACCAACAUCCUUGAUCUGUUAUAUUCUCACAACCUCAGGAAAUUUGGAACUCUUGUUUCUGCUGUAAUCUCUAAAUCCUGGCCAGAAAAAGAUGGGAAAAAAGUAGAUGAUUUGGAUGACGUUUUGCAGCAUCUGCUUACCUGGCCAGAUAUUAAACAUCUCUUCAACCUAUAUGGAAGUGAUGAAAAGAUAUUGGAGGAGAUUACACAAGAUGCAAAGAAGUUGAUGGCCAUUGCUGACUCUGUGUUUACUAAAGUUACUUUUGAUCUCCUGAAUGGAAAGAUUUUUGUUAGACAUAUGGACCUAAUUGAAAAGCACAAGAAACAAAUUCUUCACUUAUGGAAAUUAAAAAACAAUAAUCUUUCACUCCAGGAGAAAGAGUUUGAUUUAGAAGAAGUGCUAACUUGGAGAAUCCAUGAAUUACAAACUUUAAAAAGAGAGAGAAAAUUUGUGGAGAGUUUCCUGAAGUUGUGUAGAAAGGUGAAAGAAUUGAUAAAAGUGGACUUUGGAGAUAUUGAAAAGAAACAUUUGGAAGAUGUUAGUGGAAAGAGAAUGGAUGAAGCAGUUACAGUGAGACUUCCCCAUUCUCCUGCUGUGCGUGAGUACAAGACCUAUUACAAACUGAAGUCUUGGUUACUGGAGAUGGCCAGAACAGUGGACUAUUUAAAAGAUAGCUACGUCUUCCAAGUCUGUUGGGAGAAAGAAGCCCAAUCACUUGGGGGGAAUGAUGAUAACUCCGAGAUGCUGAUUUUGAACCUUGAGAAUGUAUAUGAUGUAUUAUAUUCUCCUUGUCACAGAAGAUUUCACAGACUUUAUAAGGAUCUAAAGUCAGGAGACCUCACAUUCGCUGAUGUACAUUCUGUUUUUAAAAACUUUGUAAAUAAGUAUGAUGAUCUUACUAAAGACCUCAAGAUCAUGUGCAGGCUGGAUCCUGAUGACAAGCAGGACUGGAUCAAUAAGCGAGUUGGACAGAUCAAGGAAUAUCACCACUUGCAUUUGGCUGUUGAUUCAGCCAAAGUCAUCUGCAAGGUGAAAGAAGACUUGGGUUUAUCUGGUGACUUCAGUGUGCUUCAGAUAUUAUUAAGCUUUACUGAUGAAUUUAAUGCUGCCAAUGAGAAAUUGGAUCGUAUCAGUAAUCAACUCAUACAAGCGAAACAAUUGCUGCAAGAUAUUGAUGAGACUCGGCGUCAGUGUCUUGAAGAAAUCUCACUGAGGAAAGAAUUCAUUGGCUGGGUCAAAGAGGCUCUUGAAGAUAUUAAUGAGCUAAAGGUGUUUGUGGACUUGGCCUCUAUCUCAGCGGGAGAGAAUGAUAUGGAUGUGGACCGAGUGGCAUGUUUCCAUGAUGCUGUACAAGGAUAUGCCUCAAUACUAUAUAAACUUGAGGUUCAGGCAGGCUUUAGGGAGUUUAUGGAACAAUUAAAGGAACUGUGGAAAGCUCUGGAAAAUGAUCAGCAUCUACCCAAGAAACUGCGUGAUUCUGCUCGACACCUGGAGUGGCUAAAAACAGUAAAGGAUAGUCAUGGAUCUGUAGAAUUGUCAUCCUUGUCAUUGGCAACAGCCAUCAACAGCAAAGGCAUCUACAUUAUCAGACCUCCCAAAGAUGGUCAAAAGGUAUCCCUGGACACAGUGUUACAUUUGAGCCUUCCUGAAAGACAUGAAGAUCAUGAGGAAGUACGCCAUUAUUCCUUAGAGGAACUGAAGGAGCUUCUCAAUAAGUUGAUGCUGAUGUCUGGAAAGAAAGACCAAAAUCAUGUCGAAGUGGAUAAAUUCUCAGAGGUAUUUUGUAAUAUCCAGAGACUUGCCCAAGCAUUUAUAAACCUUUAUACUGCUGGAAAUAUGCUGUUCAGGUCUUGGACAGCUACAGUAUAUUGCUCUCCCAAGAGUCAGAUUUCCGUACAAAUGAAUUUCCACUUAGAGACUGUAGGACAGCUCACUGGAAAUGGGGAAGUAACUGAAGUCCUAGCAGCCCUGUGUAAGCAGAUGGAACUCUUCCUUGGGAACUGGAAAAGAUUCAUGAUUGAGAAGCGAUCUAAGUAUUUUUAUCUCAACUAUUACACCGCUGAACAAUUAGUUUACCUCUGCAUAGAGCUCAAGAAGCAGAAACCCAGUGAAGCUGCCUUGGCUAUGCUAUCCUUCAUCAAAAAAAAUUGCACCAAAUAUGAUGUCUUAAAAUUUUUGAGUACACCUUAUGGGAGACAUCAUAUGGAUCAGGUCAACUUGGAUGAAUUAAAAUUGGUGCUGUUCUCUGAGUCAGAGCUAUUGGGCAAGGUCAAGGUAGUGUGGGACUUUUACAUGAGUUGUAUGAGUGCCUUUCUACCUAAUUGCUUGAAUAUUGACUCUCUUGGUCUUUGCUUGGCCUACCUGUCAGAGAUGGGAGAGGUUCCCACUGAGCGGCAUCUCCCACAAGGCUUGCAGGCUGGCCAGCCUAACCUCAUCACCUGUCCUCAUUCUGAUGUGCUGUCUGUAGCCCUGGCUAUCUACAUGGAGUCUCCUCACCAGCCCCUGCCCAGCUAUGAUGAGGUGUUGCUCUGUACCCCUUUGACAACUUAUGAGGAGGUGUCACUGUUCUUGCGCCGUUGCCUCACUCUGGGGUACCAGGGGCGUAAGGUCUAUAGCUUGCUGUAUGCAGAUGAGCUUAGCUAUGAAGUAAGCUGCCAGGUGGAAGAACUGUUUCAGAACUUGUGUGUGCAGUGCCACAGGGAAGACUACCGACUGGUGAUCAUCUGCAACAGUGAUCGAGAACAUUGUUAUAUCCCAUCUGUCUUCAGCCAGUAUAAAGUCCUUAUGACCCCUCAGCAGUUUCUCAUGGACAUUCAGGAUUAUCUGCAAAGUCAUUACCAAGUCUCACAUCAUAUUCAUUCAGCAGCUUCAGUGUUUAAGGAUCGUGUCUGUGUGAAGGUUGUAACCUCCAAGAGAGCAGGCGUUGGAAAAUCCCUCUAUGUAAAGAGGCUUCAUAGCAAACUGAAAUUUGAAAAUUCUGGGGAGGAAGUACCUCUGAAGACCAUUCGACUGAUUGAGCCCCAGGUGAAUGAAAGCAAAGUGCUAGCAUCUCUCCUACCUUUCUUGAAUGUAAAAUACCAGAAAAAUCCCAUGCUUAUUCACCUGGACAUCACCUCUUCAGUACAAACUGGAAUUUGGGAAUUUCUUUUCAAGCUUCUGAUUUUACAGUACCUUAUGGAUACGAAUGGGAAAAUGUGGCCUCGACAUAAGUGCCAUUUAUAUGUCAUUGAAAUAUUGGAAGUGAUUUCCACAGUACCAAAGAGAUCAUCAAAGUUGAAUGUACAUGGCCAACAGUUCAGUUUUCUUGAAAUCUUCCCAAAAGUCACAUGCAGACCUCCCAAGGAAGUAAUGUGUAUGCCUUUGAUUUCUUCUGUAAGUGAAAUGGAACCAAGAAUGGAUCGAGAAGAAUUCUGUAGUGAAUCCUUCCAGAGACCUUUCCAAUAUUUAAAAAGAUUCUACCAAGGCCAAAACCUUGAUAUGUUUCAAUAUAAACCAGGUUCCAUCGAAGGGACCCCAGAAGAGUGCCUCCAGCAGUUGCUGAUACACUGUGGUAUGAUGGAUCCUUCCUGGUCUGAACUUCAGAACUUUUCUAGAUUUUUGAAUUAUCAACUCAGAGACUGUGAAGCUUCUCUCUUCUGUAAUCCUGCCUUUAUUGGUGAUACUCUGACAGGCUUCAAGAAUUUUGUAGUCACAUUUAUGAUUCUCAUGGCCAGAGAUUUUGCAACUCCAUCACUCAACAUUUCUGAUCAAAGCUCAGAGAGGCAGAUCUUUACUAUGGAUGGUGUCAAUGAAGAAGACAUUGCUCCUUUCUGUCUCCGAAAGAGAUGGGAAUCUGAGCCUCAUCCAUAUAUUUUCUUCAAUGAUGACCACACAUCUAUGACAUUUAUAGGCUUCCAUCUUCAACCCAAUCAGAAUGGUGGCAUUGAUGCUAUCAGCCACUUGGAUGGAAAAAUUAUCAAGAGAAAUGUCAUGACACAGGAACUGUAUAAAGGAUUACUCUUUCAGAGGGUACCCUUCAAUAUUAACUUUGACCAGCUACCCAGAAGUAAGAAACUUGAAAUACUUUGUAUGGUUUUGGGAAUCCAGUGGCCCAUGGACCCUGAUGAGACAUAUGAGCUUACUACAGACAACAUCCUCAAAAUUCUUGCUAUCGAGAUGCGGUUCCGUUGUGGGAUUCCUGUCAUAAUCAUGGGAGAAACUGGUUGUGGCAAAACAAGACUUAUUAAGUUCCUGAGUGAUCUGCGGCGUGGUGGAAUUGAUGCUGAGAAUAUGAAAUUAGUGAAGGUCCAUGGUGGGACUAGUGCAGCAACAAUCUACUCCAAAAUCAGAGAGGCAGAAGCAGUUGCUCUUGUUAAUAGAACCCAGCAUCAAUUUGAUACUAUCUUAUUCUUUGAUGAGGCCAAUACAACUGAGGCUGUAAGCUGCAUCAAAGAAGUUUUGUGCGACAACACAGUGGAUGGAGAGCCCUUGUUUGAGGACUCUGGGUUGCAUAUCAUAGCAGCAUGCAACCCGUACCGAAAGCACACAGAGGAGAUGAUCAAACGUUUAGAGACUGCUGGUUUGGGAUACAGAGUUAAAGCAGAUGAGACUGUGGAAAAGCUUGGCUCCAUUCCUCUGAGGCAGUUGGUUUAUCGGGUUCAUGCUCUCCCCCCAAGCAUGAUCCCCCUGGUGUGGGACUUUGGGCAACUAAACAACACAGCUGAAAGACUUUAUAUUCAACAAAUUGCCCAAAGACUUGUCCACUCAAUGGGAAUUACUCAGAAAGAUAUUCAUGUGAUCACAGAGAUACUUUCUGCUUCCCAGAGUUAUAUGAGGAAAAGAGAUAAUGAGUGUAGCUUUGUCAGCCUCCGAGAUGUGGAGCGUUGUGUGGAGGUUUUCAGAUGGUUUUAUGGCCAUAAUAGAUUGCUGUUAAAGAAACUGAAUAUUUUUCUCCAAGAGUCAAAUAUCCACAAAAACAAUUUUGAGAGAGAUCCUGUUCUAUGGUCAUUAGUAUUGGCUAUUGGAGUGUGUUAUCAUGCUUCUUUGGAAGAGAAGGAAGCAUAUUGGGAAGUUAUUUGCAAGCUUUUAAAAGGGCCUUAUAGUGACAUAAAGACAGUUCUGGAUGAAAUAAGUCAAAUACAGGAUCUCUUUCUCAGUGGUGUACCUCUAAGAAAAACUAUAGCCAAAAAUUUAGCUUUGAAGGAAAAUAUAUUUAUGAUGGUGAUAUGCAUUGAACUCAGAAUUCCUCUCUUUCUGGUUGGUAAACCUGGAAGCUCCAAAUCCCUUGCUAAGACAAUUGUGGCAGAUGCCAUGCAGGGACAAGCUGCUUAUUCUGAACUCUUCAAGCAGCUGAAACAGGUCCAUUUGGUGUCUUUCCAGUGCAGUCCACAUUCAACUCCCCAGGGAAUCAUAGGCACCUUCAAACAAUGUGCCCGCUUUCAACAAGGGAAGAAUCUGCAGGAAUAUGUUUCAGUGGUAGUCUUAGAUGAAGUUGGACUAGCAGAAGAUUCUCCCAAAAUGCCACUAAAGGCACUGCAUCCCCUUUUGGAAGACGGUUGUAUUGAUGAUGAUCCUCUCCCUCAUAAAAAAGUUGGCUUCAUUGGCAUCUCCAAUUGGGCCCUAGAUCCUGCCAAGAUGAACCGGGGUAUUUUUGUUUCACGUGGCACUCCCAAUAAAAAAGAACUUAUUGAAAGUGCCAAGGGAAUUUGCUGUUCAGAUACACUUAUUCAGGACAAAAUUAAAGAUUAUUUUGCAUCUUUUGCUGAAGCUUAUGAAGUAGUGUGUGAGACCCAAGACAAGGAAUUUUUUGGUUUGCGUGAUUACUAUAGUCUCAUCAAAAUGGUCUUUGCUAUGGCUAAAGCUUCUAAUGAGGAACCUACUCCUCAAGAAAUUGCACAAGCAGUCCUUCGAAACUUCAGUGGCAAGGAUAAUAUUGAUGCCUUGGAUACUUUUACAGCCAAGUUACCAGAGGCAAGAUGCUUUGAAGAAAUCAGCACCAUUUGUCUCAUCUGGCAGAACAUUUAUGGUGAUAGUCAGACUAAUCAACAGGCAGAUGUUGAAUGCCGCUACUUACUUGUUCUGACCAAAAAUUAUGUGGCUCUGCAGAUUCUUCAGCAGGCCUUUUUCAAUGAGAACCAACAGCCAGAGAUUAUCUUUGGCUCUAGUUUUCCCAAGGACCAAGAGUAUACCCAGAUAUGUAGAAAUAUCAACCGUGUCAAAGUCUGCAUGGAAACUGGGAAAAUGGUAGUGCUCUUAAACUUGCAGAACCUGUAUGAGAGCCUCUAUGAUGCUCUUAAUCAGUACUAUGUUCAUCUUGGUGGUCAGAAAUAUGUGGACCUUGGUUUGGGAACUCAUCGUGUCAAAUGCAGAGUUCAUCCAGACUUCCGCUUGAUAGUCAUCGAAGAGAAGGAAGUUGUCUAUAAACAGUUUCCCAUCCCACUCAUAAAUAGGCUAGAAAAGCACUACCUGGAUAUCAAUACUGUCUUGGAGAAAUGGCAGAAAACUAUUGUGGAAGAACUCCAGACAUGGGUGGAAAAUUUCAUCAGUGUGAAUGCAGACCAGCCUUUUGCCAAGCAUAGUUACAGCCCUUCUGAUGUGUUCAUUGGUUACCAUUCAGAUACAUGUGCUUCUAUAGUGCUACAGGUUACCAAUAAUUUGAAGCAACAAGAGUUGACUGAUGAAAUUUAUGCCAGGGUAUCUGAUAAAGCCAAGUACAUGCUUCUGAAUUGUGCCACACCAGAUGCUGUGGUACGACUAUCCAGUUCCAAACUGGGAUCAUUUGCUGCAAAAGCUCUUGCACAAAAAUAUUAUUGUGAUCAACAACAUGACUCCUUUGCAGACUUCCUUCAGGACCAUCUCCAAAGGAUGGAUUCAGGGUGUAACACUAUCUUCACAGAGAUCACUACUUUCUCUAGACUACUGACUAGUCAUGAUUCUGAAAUAUUAGAGACUGAAUUACAGGGUCUAGCUCAAAAACCUAGAAUACUCUGGCUACAGCAAUUUGAUACAGAAUAUUCAUUCCUCAAAGAGAUCCGGAACAGCUUGGAUAUUACAGCUGGAAAUAAAAUCCUGAUUAUUCAGACAGAUUUUGAAGAUGAUCCUAAGAGUGCUCAGCUUAUUGCCUCAGCAAAAUAUUCUGCUGUAAAUGAAAUCAACAAUUUGCUCUUAGACAAAGGCCACAUCUUUGUCUACUUUAUCACAAAACUAUCUCGAAUGGAAAGUGGAGCUUCUUAUGUAGGAUUCCAUGGAGGCCUUUGGCACUCUGUGCAUAUUGAUGACCUACGAAGACCCACCAUUAUGGUUUCUGAUGUGACCAUUUUACAAAAUGUUUCAAUCAGCCAACUGUUCAAGCCAGAGGACAUAGAGUCCACAUCACCCAUAGCAAUGGAGGUGGAGCCUGGGGCAGAAGCAAAUAAUGAGGAUGUUGAAAUGGAAACUGAUACAUCUUCUGGUGAAAUGGAGACAGAAAACCCUGAGAUGGAAAAAGAAAGCUCAGAAAUAAAUAAAACUAAAGAACACACCCAGGCCCUGGAUACUACUAGUCUUCUCAGAAGUUGUGUACAGAGUGCUAUGGGAAUGUUAAAAGACCAGAAUGAUGCUUUUAAGCGUGCUACAAGGAGAGUAGAAAUUCUUCUCAGCCUAUUAACUGAAAAUGAUGAUAUGAAAGGUGCUUUUUUACAGGUUUUCAAGACUCGUUUGUUUUCUCUUUUGAAGAAACAAGAAGAAAACUAUUUCUAUAAUAUGAAGCAAUGGGUGGUAAGAGAAGCUUCCAAUCAGAAUGCCCUCCAGGAGGCAGGAACCUUCAGGCAUACAUUGUGGAAACGGGUCCAGAAUGCAGUGAUACCUCUACUGGCAGCUGUGGUAUCCUUUAUUGAUAGAGAUUGUAACCUUGAGUUGUUAGUUUGCCCAACCUCUUCACCAUGGGUGAAGGCUCUGUGGAUGUUUAUUUUCCAAGACCUUAAGUUUCUGAAUAUACCUCUCAUGGUCAAUAACACUAGUUUGAAGGCAGAGAUGGCACCCAUUAUGGUACAGAACUAUAUGAAACUAUCAGAAAAUGUUUCAAAUGAUGUCCCUUUUUCUUGGAGAAUCAAGGACUAUUUGGAUGAGCUUUGGAUGCAAGCUCAAUACAUCACAAAUACUGAAGGAUUGUCAGAAAAGUUUGUAGACAUCUUCCAACAGACCAACCUGGGCAAGUUUCUAGCCAAUUUCAAUAAGGAAGCACAACAAAUGCUCCUUCAUUCCUACUUGAAAGACUUCCUCCUCUUGACCAUGAGUGUGUCUACCUGGGAUGAAUUGCAGUUUUUGCAGAUAGCCCUGUGGUCCUGUAUUGGACAACUCAAAGCAGAAUCAGAUUAUUCGGAGGAAGAACUCUCCUUACCUUGGGUGCAUCUCGCUUAUCAGCAUUUCAGGAACCGAAUUCAGAACUUUGCUAGGAUUUUGGCCAUUCAUCCCAGUGUUCUGGAGACCCUUCAGCAGGCAAAGAAUAAUCAUAACUUGGCUGGAUCUGAAAUGGUUCUCGAUGUGUAUGCUGCACUGGCUUGUGCUGAAAUGCUAAAAAAAGAUGUUUUGAAGCCUAGCCCUCAAAUUUGGUUACAAAUGGUGAAGAAUCUUCACAUGCCUUUUGAGUUCCUCUGUACAGAAAGCUAUAUGCAAAGCUGUGGGACCAUGUGCAGAACUGUACUUACAGAAAUCAAGAUCCAAUGGAAUCAAAUCUUUUCCAUGGCGCUCUUUGUGGAACAUGUGCUAUUGGAGACCAAAGCUCGACUUCCUGAGUUACAGAAUUUAGUGAUUGAGUAUGUUUCUUUAUUGGGCAAGUGUCUUCAAGAUAAUUCUGAUAUCAAAUCCCACCGACCUUUUGCUGCAGUGAUGGCUGUUCUUUGUGAGUGCAAGGAUCGAGCGAGCCAGAUAUGUAUCAAGUAUGGCUUACAACCUUGUCCAGUUUGCCUAGGAGACCCAAAGGAACCUGUAUGCCUGCCUUGUGACCAUGUAUACUGCCAUAAGUGCAUUAAAACUUGGCUUAUUCCUGGACAAAUGAAAUGCCCCUUUUGUGUCACGGACUUGCCAGACACAUUCUCCAUUGCUGUUUCCCAGGAGCACAGAGAUGCUAUUGCAAAACAUAUACAGUUUCGCCACAUGUGCAACAGUUUUUUCAUAGACCUUGUUUCCACCAUGUGUUUCAAAGACAACAUUCCACCAGACAAGGAAGUUAUUGAAGAACUGCUCUCUCUACUUUUUGUUCACAAAAAGCUCUUAAAAGAUGACCUACUAAUUUCAGGACAUUCUGAAUACACAAAGUCUCUCUCACCAUUUGAUGAUGUUGUAGAUAAAACUCCAGUCAUCCGUUCAGUGGUACUAAAACUGCUCUUGAAGUACAGCUUCCAUGAUGUGAAAGAGUAUAUUCAGCAUUAUUUGUCCCAGUUAGAGCAGAAACCAUUCCUGGAUGAAGAUAAAACUGAACUAUAUACACUUUUUAUUAACUGCCUGGAGGAUUCAAUAUAUGAGAAGGCUAGUGCUUGUACUGAAAAGGAUAGACUCAACUAUCUGAGAGAAGAGGGGCAUUUCCUUGGAAAUUAUUCUCCGUUACUGCAAAAUGUGAGAGAAACUGUGAAUGAGUCCUCAGUUGAAUACUUACAAGACAUGGCCAGGAUCCGGCUCUGCCUGGACAAGGCUUCUGAUUUCCUCUUUGAAUUGCAUGAAGCUGCAGAGAUAGCAGAAGAAAAGCAAAGAUAUCUGCAGCAAGUCAAGAGAUUUUGCCUCCAAGCAGGAAAUGACUGGUAUCGAGUCUACUUGGUGAGGAAGCUGGUUAAUCAGCAUGGAAUGGAAUUUGUACAGAGCCUUUGCAAACAAGACCACCAGUCCCAGUGGGUGUUUCCUAAGGAAAUCAUUGACCAACUGCGAGAUCAGUCAGGCCAGAUGGAUCGCUAUCUAGUAUGUGGAGAUAGUUACAAGGCCCUGCGUGAUGCUGUGGGAAAGGCAAUCCUCAAGCAUGAUCCAACGUGUGUCAUAACUGCUCUGAAGAAAUGCAAGAGUUCAGACACUCAACAAGCUGUCUAUCUGCUCUUGGCAAUUUUCCAGGAGCUAACUGCAUCAUAUAGAUGUCAUAAUGCAAAUGUCCGGCCUACACCAGAGCAAUGUGAAACAGCAAACACAUUCAUCAAGGAAGCAAAAGUUCUUUUUUCUCCUGCCUUGAAGGAAAUGGCAAAAUCCCUAGUGACCAAUGUUUGUCCUUUUCUGACUGUGGAUUCCAAUGAUUCUAUGCACAAAAGUACAGUAACAGAAUUAGCUGUUCAUGCUAAAGCUGUUCUGCUGUGUGGGCAGAAUCCAAUCCUAGAACCUCUAAAGAACCUGGCUUUUAACCCAGCUAGCAUGCAAAAUUCAUUUCUUCCAACAAUGCCUGAAGACUUGCUGGCACAAGCUAAGAAUUGGCAAGGCUUAGAAACAGUCCAUUGGUAUUUAUGCCCUAAUGGUCACCCUUGCUCUGUGGGAGAGUGUGGUGCCCCAAUGGAACAUAGCAGAUGUGUUGACUGUGGUGCUCGGAUUGGAGGAGAAAACCACAGGGCUGUACAAGGCUUUAAUGUGGUCAGAGACAAUGUAGACAGGACUCAAUCUGGCCAUGUACUGGGAAAUCCUGAUGACAGAGGUGUUAUGGUGGUAUCAGACAGAGAGAUAUCUCCAGUUGUCUUCAUUCUCCUUCGAUUACUCACCCAUAUAGCUAUGCUUUUGGGAACUUCUCAGAAUGCACAGGCUCUGAUAAAAAUCAUUAAGCCUACAGUUUGGAAUCCAGAAAGAUUUCUUCAGCAACACAUCCAAAAAGACCUAGAACAACUAAUGAAGAGCCUAGGAAGAAGUGCUGAUGAGACUGCAAAUGUGGUUCACCUCAUUUUGUGCUGCCUCCUUAAGGAACCUCACCACCAACCUGGCCAUUGGCCUGUAGGUUUUGAUGCUACACUGUCCAGUAAAGAGAGGAGGAACAUCUGGGAAAAAGUUGUUGCUGCCAUGAUUAUACUUGAACUGAAGUGUCUGGAUAAAACCCUUCUGGAAGCAAAUAUCCGUAUCAGCCAGGAUGAACGCAUCAGUUCUAACCCAGUGGCCAAGAUCAUGUAUGGUGACCCAGCUACCUUCCUUUCCCAACUGCCUAAGAAAAGUGUUGUGCACUGCUCAAGGAUUUGGAGUUAUAGGAAGAAAAUCACUGUUGAGUAUCUUCAGCAUGUGGUGGAACAGAAUGAUGGAAAGGACACAGUACCAAUCCUUUAUAGGUUCCUGCAGAAGGAAAGAGAAUUGAGGCUGGUGAAAUUCUUACCAGAGAUCUUGGCCUUGCAAAGGGAUUUGGUGAAAAGAUUCCAGAACGUCUCAGAUGUUGAAUACAACACAAUCAGAGGUUUCCUCAGAAGUCACUACCAUUCAGAAGGAUUGAAGCGCUCAUUUCAAAAACAAAUUGAGGUCUUUCUGUCUACAUGGAACAUGUUGAGACGAUCACUCUAUACCAGAGGUGAAAUUAAGCUACCUAAAGAAUACUGCAAUGCUGACUUGAGUCUAGAAAAUGAGUUUGAGAUUCUUCUUCCCCGUCGACGAGGCCUGGGUCUUUGUUCUACUGCUUUGGUCAGCUACUUGAUUGCUCUUCAUAAUGACUUGGUCUAUACAGUGAGAAAAUACACCAAUGAAAACAGUAGUUAUUCUAUUAACUCUUCUGAGGUGACUGACUUGCAUGUCAUCAGCUAUGAAGUGGAGCGAGACUUGACCCCAUUAAUUUUGUCCAACUGCCAAUAUAGUGUGGAGAAAGGUAGAGAAACUUUACAGCAAUUUGACCUAGAGAAGAUUCAGAGACAAGUAACUAGCCGAUUCCUCCAAGGAAAACCACUUCUUACCCUACAGGGACUACCCACUCUGGUCUACAGACAUGACCGGAAUUAUGAACAUAUUUUCAUGGACAUCAAGAACAAGAUGCCUCAGAAAUCUCUCCCCAAUUCAGCCAUUGGUACCAUCAGUGGGCAGCUACAGUCUUAUAGUGAUGCCUGUGAGGCACUCUCUGUUGCAGAGAUCACUUUGGGAUUUCUGAGCACAGCUGGGGGGGACCCUGAAAUGCACCUAAAUGUGUACAUCCAAGACAUCUUGCAGAUGCAUAGUCAAACAGCUCCUGUGUUAAAGGCUUUAAGUAGGUGUCAAUUAAAGCACACUAUAGCUCUGUGGCAAUUUCUUUCUGCUCACAAAUCUGAACAGCUCCUAAGACUUAGAAAAGAUCCAUUUGGAGAAAUCAGUGCAGCAUACAAAGAUGAUCUUAGUGCUGAGAAUGCUAAACUUCUCAACACUUUCUUAAAUCAGACUGGGCUUGAAACCUUUUUGCUGGAACUCCAUGAAAUGAUCCUUUUGAAGUUGAAACACACUCAGACUGAGGGGGAGAACUUUAACCCUAAGUGGAGCUUAAGAGAGACACUGGUGAGUUACAUGGAAACCAAGGAGAGUGAAAUCCCUUCAGAAAUGGAAUCUCAAUUCCCAGAAGAGAUUCUUCUCUCCAAUUGCAUUGCUGUAUGGAAAGCUGCUGCUAGCCUUAAACAGGAUCGAAGACUUACAUAGACCUCUUUUUGUAGUACUAUCUUUGGAAGAGACUUUUGGGAAAAGGGCAAACUCCCUUUUGUCUCCCUUCUCUAGGAAGUGAUUUUUGUUGUAAGACAAUUUGUUGUCUCUAUGAGUGCUUGGAAGAGAAAGUUGUCACAGCAGUAAAUUCAGAACCAAGUUGUGCUACAUAAGUUUGCAACCUUCAAAGCUCUGGGAGCUAAGCUUUUUGGGAAUGUGUAUGUUCCAAAACUCUACUCACAUCCACUUAUGAGCAGUGUUCCCAGGGAAAUCUGAAUUCAGAAUGACUUGAAACUGGAAAUAAGCCAUCUUCCGUGACAUUCUGGAGCAGACAGGUUGCAGCAUGGCUUGGCAGUUUUGUAUUGAUGAAUAAGGUAUUAUACCUCUGGCCCUAAUUUUAACCUAUCUGUAAAGCACACACCCACCAGUUCAGACCUCAGCCUCCCUCAACUACCACACACCCCAGCAAUUGUCCUUUUUUAGCUCAUUUCCCCAUUUCAAGAUAUUUUAUCUGCACUCACAAAAGAAAUUUUUUCUUAUUUCUCUGGAGUUUCUGACUCCUCUACCACUUAUCUAAUUUACAGAAUGAGUCUGUUUAUUUCCUCAUUGUCUUCUUGCAAAUGCAAAACAAUUCAUAAUGUUUUGUGAGUGCCUUAAGAUUAAACAAAAUCUUAACCAAACCUCCAGAAAUAAAAAUAUAGCCAAGUUCAAAUCGGUAGUGGCCAAAAAUGAAAGCAUAACCUUGGAUCAUGGUCGAGUUGGUUUGAGUCCCUGUGGAUAAUUAAUUUUCUGGCAACUGUGUCAAAUGAAUUCAGUAUAGAAGCCUAAACUUCCAUUAAAUGCAACCUCUUUGGGUAUUAGUUCUCUUGCUUUAGUUGAGAGAAUGUACCAAAUCAGCUGGAGUUUGCAAAGAAGAAAGAAAAAGACAAUUAAAUUAGCCCUGAUGUUGUGCUGCUUUCUUUAUCUGAGCUUUCUUCCCUAAUUCCAAUUUCUAGCAGUUCAAGGAUGUAUUUGCAAUAUUGAAAUUAAGGUUCUGAGUGGAGUCAAUGGCAAAUGUGCACUUUUAAAAGUAAUGUUCUAGUUAAGUUCAGGUCCUGAAGUAGCCAAAAUAUUCCAAUAAAUUUAAUAAUAUAUAUCUUCAAUAACAGCGGAAAGAAAUUUGCAGAAGGAACACCAAUUUUAAUUCCUUUUCUAAUUUUCAUUGCUAUAACACUGUCUUAAGGGUAUUUGAACAACUGGGUGCUCAAAAUACUCAGUAAAGUAAUAGUAAUCUGUUUGGAAGCCCUUAGCCACCUACUGAUCUAACAAUGCCAAGACUAUAUAACAGUAUCUCUAAUUUCCCACUGGAUGUAUUAUUUUAACUUAACUUUGGGGUGGAAACCACCUUAAUACCUCAAUUAAAAUAGAAUUCAUUUUAGUUCUUCAGGCCACAACUAGUAUCCCAACCUGGUUUCAGUUUCUUAGCUUGGUGCUGUCCCUAUCUGUACCUGUACCAUGCCUUAGCUGCAGCCAUUUGUUUACAGGUGUCAGGUAGGAGCCUGAGUAAUGUUGUUGCACUGAAGACCAUUUUUGUUGGAUCCCCCUCCUACCCCUUCUGAUUUUUCUGAAGGACUUUUCUAUGAAGGGUUGUAUUUUUUUUUUAUUAUUAUUAUUCCAAAGCCUUAAUUGUCCUGCCCAGCUUAGUCAUGAUGUAUGUACAAAAGUGCUCUUGACCUAGCACAUGGCAGAAACAGACUUUAUUGUAAUUGUUAUUCCUGCUUUAAUAAACCUGAUUUUUUUUUUUUUUUU